UCGAUCAUCACUGCUAGAAGAUGAAUCUGUUGCUCAUUUCGGCGUGCUUGUUCGGAAGCUUCCUGUUGGCUACGGCUCCGGUUUCCGGUGCUGCUCCGGGCUCCUGCAACGAUAUUGGCACGACACUCAGCAACGUUUACGAGAUUGACCCAAGCUAUGGAUUCGGCAAUUCGAUGCUGGUGUAUUGUGAUCAGCAGUACGACAGAGGCGGUUGGACUGUGAUCCAAAAUCGUCGCGAUGGCAACGUCAAAUUCUUCCGAGGCUGGGAUGAGUACGUUCGAGGUUUUGGUGAUCUGAGGGGAGAAUAUUGGCUGGGUUUGGAGAAAAUCCACCAGCUUACCUAUUCUAGAACCUAUCAGUUGGCGAUUGUGAUGGAAGAUGCGAGCGGAGCCAAGGCAGUGGCCAGAUACAGCAACUUUACCGUUGCCGGAGCCGAUAAUCUGUAUCGCCUUAUGAGUAUCGGAGCUUACUCUGGGGAUGCUGGAGAUUCUCUAAGCGAACAUCUGAACUUCCCCUUCUCAACGUAUGACAAGGAUAACGAUGGCUAUUUCGGAAACUGUGCCAGUAUGUUUGUCGGUGGUUGGUGGUAUGCCGCGUGCCACAAGAGCAACCUCAACGGAUUGUACCUGCCUGGACCUCGCAACGAAUUCGCCUCGAUGGCCUGUUGGUACACGUGGAAGGGACACUACUACGGUCUCAAGAGUGUGAGAAUGAUGAUUAAGCCGGCCUGAUAAACUUUGGGUUCUACAAUAAUUUAGCUACGAAAUCAAAUUGCCAUGUAUGUAUGU
Uranotaenia lowii is the source of this 788-nucleotide messenger RNA. RefSeq names its product fibrinogen C domain-containing protein 1-like. The coding region runs from base 21 to 731 and encodes 236 amino acids. The record is from RefSeq and is a predicted model, not a curated record. Lineage: Eukaryota; Metazoa; Arthropoda; Insecta; Diptera; Culicidae. The transcript has 2 exons.